Molecule: messenger RNA, 2147 nt
Organism: Populus trichocarpa (black cottonwood)
Lineage: Eukaryota; Viridiplantae; Streptophyta; Magnoliopsida; Malpighiales; Salicaceae
Product: WD repeat-containing protein 26 homolog
Exons: 5
Coding region: 402-1919 (505 amino acids)
Molecular function (GO): protein binding
Source: RefSeq, a predicted model, not a curated record
UAGCCUAGCUAGUAGCUACUGCAUACGUACGUACCUCCCUCCAGAAAGACGAGACACUGCUUGAUUUUUGAUUGAGCAACGCAAACGGAGAUUUCAGAUAGAGAGCAGCAAGCAGUCGUCUGUUUUAAGUAGGACUGGAGGAAUCAAAACAGAUAUCGCAUCCAUCUUAAAGUAAAAGAAUUAGCCGCGAGAGAGAGAGAGGGAGAGAGAGCCAGCCCUCUCUGUAACUUUUGGUGUUGCCUUUGUCUCCUCCUCCUCUUUGUUUCUACGCAAUGCUGUCUCUUCUUCCUUCCCGUCUCCAUUAGAUUUUGGAAAACGCUCUCUCUCCCUCUCUAGAUCACACGUGGUUUCUGGGAGAGUGGAAAGGCUUCUUGGAAAACUCAUCUUUCUCUUUGGACGACAUGGCUCAGCUUGUGGAGACAGUUGGCUCAAAAGGAGUCGUCAAAAGAACUGAAUUUGUCAGAAUCAUAACAAGGGCAUUGCACUCGCUUGGUUAUGAGGAGAUUGGAACCCUUUUGGAGAACCAAUCAGGAAUACCAUUGCAAUCACAAGAGAUUAGCUCGUUCAAGAACCAAGUGUUGGCUGGAAACUGGGAUCAAAGUGUGGAAACGUUGCAUGCGAUCAGUCUUCUGGACAAAUCAACCCUGACUUCUCAGGCAUCAUUCUUGAUAUGGGAGCAGCAGUUCCUCGAAUUUCUGAGGGACGAUCAUAUUCUUGAUUCCUUAAAUACUCUAAGGAAAAAAAUUGCGCCUCUUGAUAUAAAUUCUAACCGUGUUCAAGAACUUGCUUCCUGUACCAUCUCUCCUCCAGAGGAUCUAAACAUUGAGUCAAGGCCAGAGAUUCUAGAGAAACUACAUAACUUUCUUCCUCCGUCACUCAUGAUUCAUCCAACAAGGUUAGAAAGUAUUAUUGAGGAGGCUAUUAGUCUGCGACGAUUAAGCUGCCUGUAUCACAAUAUUUCAGAUAGAAAUGUCUCUUUGUACUCGGAUCAUAAGUGUGGAAUGAGCCGGCUUCCUUGUCAAGCAAAGCAGAUUCUGAGCAUGCACGUUGAUGAAGUCUGGUUUCUGCAAUUUUCACAUAACGGAAAGUAUUUGGCAUCAUCGUCCAAGGAUGAAUCAGCAAUCAUAUGGGAGGUUACAGAUGGCGGUGAAGUGUUAUUUGGGCAUAUACUUGGUCAUGAGAAACCAGUUUUGACUGUUUCAUGGAGCCCUGAUGAUGACCAGUUACUUACUUGUGGCGAAGGAGAGGUUAUCAAACGAUGGGAAGCCAAUUCGGGACGGUUGCUCCAUGUUUAUGAGAGAACUGAUUUUGGUUUUAUUUCCUGUGCAUGGUGUCCUGUUGGGUUUAUACUUGCUGGUACGACUGACCAGAGCAUCAUCCUGUUGGAUUUGGAAGGAGCGGAGCUGGAUUCUUGGAAAGACUAUGCACUCAGGAUGUCGGAAAUGGCCAUAACUAAUGAUGGAACUAGAAUCUUAAGCAUAUACGAAGAUAGCUCGAUAGCAGUGAUUGACAGGGAAAAGAAAAAAAUUUUGAGACUGCUUCCGCAAGAGGGUGUGAUUACUUCCUUCUCAUUAUCGAAUGACAACAAAGUCCUUCUCGUUAAUCUGCUAAACCGAGGAAUCCAUUUUUGGAGUCUUCUAGAAGGUUAUGAGGGCCUCAUCAGCAGAUAUGAAGGUCGGAUAAGCACACGAUUUAUCAUCAGAUCUUGUCUUGGUGGAUUAGAAGAAACAUUUAUAGCGAGUGGGAGUGAGGAUUCUCGGGUGUUCAUAUGGCAUAGAGGCCAAAGGAUUCCAAUCAUGCAACUGCAAUCAAUUCAUACAGGAACUGUGAACUGCGUGAGCUGGAACCCAACAAAUAUUCACAUGCUGGCUUCUGCUAGUGAUGAUCAUAAAAUUGUUAUAUGGGGUCCUCCAUCCUAGUCACGGAAGUUGAAGCUUCAGGGAUAUGAAAGGGAUGGGUUUUAAUCAAAGAAAUUGAAGCAAACUCUCAACAGCUAUAGCUAGCCAAGUAGCUAAAGUUCUUUUGAAGUAGAUUACUGAUCAGUGCUUAAUUGUGUGUGUGUGUGAAGCCUGUCUCGGUCUCAGCGUAUUUGCCUUGCUUUGCUUUGUAGUUUACCAUGGAUCAAGUAAUAAUAAUGUUUAGCAUUA